CUCAGGCUUUCGUGGGCGGGGAAAAGGCGACAGGUCAGGGCGCCCUCGCGGAAGUGGAGGCGCGGGCGUCACUUCCUGCCUUUCUCUAAGACUCCAGCGGGUGCACGUGUGGCCCUGCGAGUAAUUUUUGUUCUUACCGCUGCCUUGUGCCAGGCCGCGUUACCAUGAGCUUGCCCCUGAACCCCAAGCCCUUCCUGAACGGGCUGACGGGGAAGCCGGUGAUGGUGAAGCUGAAGUGGGGGAUGGAGUACAAGGGCUACCUGGUGUCUGUUGACGGCUACAUGAACAUGCAGCUUGCAAACACAGAAGAAUACAUAGAUGGUGCAUUGUCAGGUCACCUUGGUGAAGUUUUGAUAAGAUGUAACAAUGUCCUGUACAUCAGAGGAGUAGAAGAAGAAGAAGAAGAUGGAGAAAUGAGAGAAUAAGUUUGUAUAUUUCUGGAAAAUAAAGAUCAGUUUUUC
Messenger RNA from Dermochelys coriacea (leatherback sea turtle), 461 nucleotides. It is a transcript of the gene SNRPF, whose product is annotated as small nuclear ribonucleoprotein polypeptide F. NCBI's taxonomy places the organism in Eukaryota, Metazoa, Chordata, Testudines, Dermochelyidae. The record is from RefSeq and is a predicted model, not a curated record. Gene Ontology annotation, biological process: mRNA splicing, via spliceosome; spliceosomal snRNP assembly. Gene Ontology annotation, molecular function: RNA binding. Gene Ontology annotation, cellular component: catalytic step 2 spliceosome; U1 snRNP. The transcript has 4 exons. The coding region runs from base 165 to 425 and encodes 86 amino acids.